AUGGCAUCGAAAUAUGUCCCUGCACUCGAAAAAACUCAACAACCCACAAUGGCACUUUUGUUGCACAGGCACCGAGUAAAAAUGCGAAAAUUGAAGGUUUACGUAGAAUUAAUUGUUACAUCAACCUUUUUCUCGUCUCUACAAUUUUUUGCCUUCACAACGCUUGAUAAUUUGCCUUUUCAAGCUUUCACACUCCUCUUGUUAAAACACAUAGGCAAUGUACUUCGCUGCCAGCAUUCGAAGGAAGCUGCUUCAAAAGUACAGAAUCUUCAUACUAUCAAAAAUACGAAGGGAACGAAGACGAGCCACCGUUGCCCUUGUCCGUUUAAAUCAAAACAUGAUUUGAAACUUGACACAAAACAUGAGAGGACACUGAAACAUCAUGAGAAACCUAAAUGGUUGAACUGCUUCGUGCAGGGAUGUCAGCAGAAAAGCUGCUUCAAUGAGGAAAUCAACUUGCCAAUCAGAUAUCCAAGUCCUAAGAAGCCAUGUGUACCGGAACAUGUUCGUCCCCAUCCACCUCCGAAUUGGAACCGCAGACCCCCGCUAUUCACACCACCUGAAAUGCUAAAUAAUCUGAAGCGAGGAAUAAGGAACCCUUUCCAAAUCACGCACAGAAGAAAAGAGAUGCAAACACGAUUGGAUAGGCUAACAGACGAGCAUCAGGCCUUUGCCUUUCCCCCAGGCACUAAACCAUUCCGUGACAAUUAUUAUUUCAUAGACCCUCCAUUGAGUCUUGUAGAAAAUUAUGACAUCAUCUGUAGGGACAUUCAUAUGCAAAAAUUCCUUGAAAGCUCCACCAGAUCAUCCCUUCUAGUCUUCAAUGGAGACAAGUACAAGUUCUUCAGAGAGCGACUCCCUAUUCCUCAAAAACGUAUAUUGAAUAUACCUGGUAAUAGCUACCAAAACAAUGCAUUGAUAGAAAUGGGUGAUCCAAUUAUGCCAGACGGUGCUCGUUAACUUAUAGGAGAGCAAUGUUAAAAUUCCGAUUGGUUUUACUCUGUACCUCGAAUUUUCAGUUCCGUUUUGUAAUCAAUUCUUUUUUUUUUUUACUAUAGCAAUAUUGUUUUUUUUUUUUUUAUAUAUAUAUAUAUAUAUAAUUAUUAUACUAAUAAGCUCUAUACCUUUAAAUCCGAGGUUAUAUUAUGAUUUUUAUUUCUAUGAAUUAGACCGUGUAUAAGCCUAUAUUUUUGUGAUGUGAAGUUGAGUAUUAUACCUCAAAUGUUUGGUAAAUUUUAUAUUCCUGUUAGAUAAUUGAAUUGCACGCCAAAUAACUGUAAUACAAUUUAUUGUUGUACAAAAAUGAUACAAAGUUUGAACAAAAUUUAUUUAUAUCAUCUAAGUCGCGUGAAGCUAUUUGGUUCAAUGCUUUAAAUCUAGUUUGAACCCAUCAUCGUGAAAAGAGACUAAAGACUAAGACAUAUCAUCAUGCUCAUUUCAGAUGCAAUUCACAUUCAGAUAAAAUUACUUGCUAUGAAAAACUGUUAUCACUUGCACAAACAUUAUAAAUUUCAACAGUGUCGCCGAAACCAUAAAUCAUUUAUAAUAAGAUUUUGUUUAAUUUUCGACAUGACUAAGUAAAAGACGGUUAAAAAUACAGACCCAUAAUUAUUCUGAUUGUACGGAGAUGUAGCUCUGUAUUAAAACAUUAUUGCACAAUAUCCCACUUUCGGAAACUUAUUAAACUAGCAGUACCACGUAAAUAAAAUUAUUAUAUAAUAUCAUACCUUUAAUAUAAAGCACAACACAUGGAAUUGAACAAUAAUUUCUAGAUAGGAAGAUGUAGAUUGGUAAAACCAAAAAUAGAAAUCAACUCUUAUUUGCUACUUAUUGAGAAUUUUAGCACACCCUAGGUCUAUCACAAUACUGUAUGGCAAUAUUUAAAGAAUACGGGCAUCUUUUUUUUUUUUAAAUUACGCUUUAGCAUUUGUUUAAAAAUUGUGAAGGAUUUCCAUGGUAUUUUUAUACGUACAAUAAAUGCAUCAUAAAAUCA
Molecule: messenger RNA, 1993 nt
Organism: Neodiprion fabricii
Lineage: Eukaryota; Metazoa; Arthropoda; Insecta; Hymenoptera; Diprionidae
Exons: 4
Coding region: 1-960 (319 amino acids)
Source: RefSeq, a predicted model, not a curated record